Messenger RNA from Prosopis cineraria, 1948 nucleotides. RefSeq lists its product as hypothetical. The transcript has 2 exons. NCBI's taxonomy places the organism in Eukaryota, Viridiplantae, Streptophyta, Magnoliopsida, Fabales, Fabaceae. Bases 22 to 1815 code for a protein of 597 amino acids. The record is from RefSeq and is a predicted model, not a curated record.
UCAAAAACUUUCUAUGGUCACAUGCAUGUACCAUCAAGUGAAUAUGCUCCUUGCAAAAUCCGCCGUUAUUGUAUAAGAACAUUACUCACCUUACCAUGUGGAUUCAAUUUCCUUCUGAUAAAAACAGACAUGAGGAAUUGUCUUGCUCUGCCCUGUGGAAAGGGUAUCUCCAGGAAGGAUCAAAGCCGUCCCAUUGAUAACACAUUCAAGCUUCCUGCUCCAACACCAGUCUGGCCACCAGGUGAUGGGUUUGCCAGUGGGAUUAUCAAUCUUGGUGAGCUGCAAGUGGCACAGAUUUCAACAUUCAACCAAGUUUGGACAUCCUAUGAAGGUGGUCCAGAUAAUCUUGGGGCCACAAUCUUUGAACCCACAGGGCUACCAGAAGGAUUCUCUAUGUUGGGUUAUUAUAGCCAUCCUAACAACAAGCCCCUUUCGGGAUGGGUUCUUGUAGCACAAGCCAACUCUUCAACUUCAACCAGUAACCCAGCUCUAAAAGAACCACUUGACUACAAUCUGAUAUGGAGCACCAAGUCUCUGCAAAUUGAUCAAAAUAGCUCAGCCUAUUUUUGGCUACCAAACCCUCCUGAUGGCUAUAAAGCAGUAGGCCAUGUUGUGACCACAAUACCGGACAAGCCAUCACUCGACAAAAUCCGGUGUGUCCGGUCAGACCUCACUGACCAGAUUGAGACACAUACAUGGAUUUGGGGGCCAAGAAAAUCGAAUGACUCCAAUGAGUUCAAUCUCUAUGAAACAAGACCAAGCAAUAGAGGAACUCAAGCUCAAGGCAUUCUUGUAGGCACAUUUCUAGCUCAAAAUGGUGGAAAUACGAGUGCUUUGGCUAUAUCCUGCUUCAAAAACACUAACAUUAACUUAACCUCUAUGCCUAAUCUACAACAAAUUCAAGCAAUAGUCCACGCUUACUCUCCAAUCAUGUACUUGCAUCCCAAAGAGCAAUACCUCCCUUCCUCUGUAAACUGGUUUUUCACCAAUGGAGGAUUACUCUAUAAAAAAGGAGACGAGUCACAACCUGCCCCAAUACAACCAAAUGGCACUAAUCUUCCUCAGGAUCCUAAUAAUGAUGGUUCCUCUUGGUUAGAUCUUCCAGCAGACAGAGACAAUAAGGAAAGGGUUAAAAGGGGUGAUUUACAAAGCUCACGAGUGUAUCUCCACAUAAAACCCAUGUUUGGUGGAACAUUCACAGACAUAGCAUGCUGGGUAUACUACCCAUUCAAUGGACCAGCAAGAGCAAAAGUAGAGUUCAUCCCUAUUUCACUGGGGAAAAUCGGCCAACACGUAGGGGACUGGGAACACGUGACGCUAAGAGUAAGCAAUUUCAAUGGAGAACUCAAGAAGGUAUAUUUCUCACAACACAGUGGUGGUACCUGGGUCGAUUCCUUCGAUCUUGAAUUCAAGAACGGAAACAAACCCGUCGUAUAUUCUUCGCUUCAUGGCCAUGCGUUUUACCCUAAACCAGGGCUCAAUCCUCAAGGAACCAAUAGCGUCGGACUCAGAAACGAUACUGCGGAGAGUAAUAUGGUGGUGGAUAUGGGGACGGGGUAUGAAGUAGUUUCUGCGGAGUAUUUGGGGUUGGAGAUUGUGGAACCGCCAUGGCUGAACUAUUACCGAGAAUGGGGUCCGAAGAUAAGGUAUGAUAUUGCAGAAAAGUUGGAGAAGAUGGAGAAAUAUUUGCCCAUGAAGUUGAAGAAGCUUUUGGAGAAAUUGGUCAGAAGUUUGCCAAAUGAACUGCUAGGAGAAGAAGGGCCCACUGGUCCGAAAGUGAAGAGCAACUGGAAUGGAGAUGAAGUUGUUCGUUGAUGUGAAGAUCAGUAUAGCUCACUGUUGUUUCAUACGAAUAGCUGGAUUUGACUUUUUCUUUUCUAUUUAUUUUUUGGGGGAGAAUGACAAGUGAAAUCCAUAAAAAUAUUAAUAUCAAAUUAAAUUUUUUUUU